Cajanus cajan (pigeon pea) is the source of this 1279-nucleotide messenger RNA. RefSeq lists its product as uncharacterized. The record is from RefSeq and is a predicted model, not a curated record. NCBI's taxonomy places the organism in Eukaryota, Viridiplantae, Streptophyta, Magnoliopsida, Fabales, Fabaceae.
CAUUUGUCAUCACUCAAAGAGUAGACAAGUCCGGUCAAAUUUGCUGCACCUUGGCCUGCACCUUCCUCUCUAAUUCUUCACCCUCUUAAUCUUAAGCCUCCUCCCUCGUACCCCUUGUAAGCACAACAACACAAAAACAAAUACUUGUUUUUCUUUUGCAACAAGACCACAUAUAUUUGAUCGAGCUAGCCAGAAUCCGCAAAUCAUCAUAGGAUCCAACAUGGGUUUUUCCUCAAAAGAAGAGAAAUCCAAGAGGAUAUUGAGGGGCUUCAAGACUUUGUUCUUCUUGAUCACUAUGGUUAUAUCGCUUCUUCUCUUCUCAGCCCCAAUUCUCCUCGUUAUUGCCGAUGCACUUCUUCCUUCUGCUCUUCUCUCCACUCUCUCCCCUUCUUCCUUCUCCUUCGAAAAUCUAGCUUCCCAUUUCCACAACUACGAUUUUCGUUACUCCCUCAUUGACAUACCCCUCGUCUCCUUAAUUCGAUCCUUCAUCAUCUUCUGUGUUUAUAGUUUGUGUGAUGGACCAAGGCUUUCGCGAGGGCCUUAUUUGGGGAUCACGACGAUGUGUUCCGUUUUGUCUCUGAUGUUCGUGUCGUUCAAAGCCGUUUACAUCUUCAGUGUUUCUGGUUUCGAUCGAAGUGGGUAUGUCGGAGCCACUCUGUUCGUGUGUUCUUGUACGUUGGCAGUGGGGCAUGUUGUCGUGGCCUACAGAACAAGUUGCAGGGAAAGGAGGAAGCUUUUGGUCUACAAAAUUGACAUUGAAGCUAUUUCGGCUUGCAAAAAUGGGUAUCCCAGGUAUCCCAAGAUUCCUCAGGAAGAAAGAAUCAAAUGAUCGAUGGAUCUCACUCUGCCGUAAAAGAUUAUUAAAGCAAAUUAAUCAUAUCAUUUAACCGUAUAUAUAGAUUUUCAGCUAACAGCUUCAGCAAUAUUCAUAUUAUAUAUGAUGAAUAUGAAUGUUCUUGCGUGCGUCAAGGGAUGCUACGGUUUAUCCAAAGGAUGCCAGUAACCUUGACACCUAACUUUCUAACCUUUGAUACAUCGGUUUAUAGUUUACACUCUACGGCUACCAUGAUACAUAAAGUUGUUGAAUGGUGUUUAGGUAUACUAUUGUGUACGAUAGAGGUUCAUCUUUGGCCAUUUAUGAUAACUUUUUUGUUUUGUUAUUCUUAUAUAUUUUUGCUUUGCAAUUGUUUCGUGUAUAUCUUCUUGUAUAUAUAAAAGUGAAUGGAUUGUUAUAGUACUGGAUUCUUAUUAAGAUGUGUACUUGAUUAAUUAGCACUAA